CCGCUUUCCCGGAGCCGGGCGAGCACAGGGACUCGCCGUCUGCGCGACGUGGCUCUGCACAACGGGAACCCGCCCGCCUGUCAGAGGCGGUGGCGACGCUCUUCUGAGGUUUACGGCGGCGGCCGGGCUCCGGCGCGGGGGCCGUCGGGACAGGACGCGACCGGACGGGACGGGACGCGAUGCGGCUGGUCGGGCGCUGCUGGCGCGCGGCGCUGGUGUUGGCGCGGACGCGGGUCGUCGCCCUCGGGCCGUCGGCUGGGCGCCGCUCGGCCUCUGGGAACGCGGGCGAGCUGCGCGGCGAGCCCGACAGGUUCGGGGGCGUGUCGGUGCACCUGGCCGCGCUGGACCGCCUGGACGCCGCCGCCUUCGUGAGCGCCUUGCGGGCUGCAGUGCAUCAGUGGCGAUCAGAAGGUAGAGUAGCCGUCUGGCUGCAUGUUCCCAUCCUCCAAAGCCAACUUAUUGCCCCCGCUGCUUCCCUGGGCUUCUGCUUUCACCAUGCAGAGUCGGACUCCUCGACGCUGACCCUGUGGCUAGGAGAAGGGCCCAGCAGAUUACCAGGGUACGCUACACAUCAAGUGGGAGUCGCAGGAGCUGUAUUUGAUGAGAGUACUAGAAAAAUAUUGGUUGUACAAGAUCGAAAUAAAUUGAAAAAUAUGUGGAAGUUUCCAGGAGGGCUGUCGGAGCCUGGAGAAGAUCUUGGAGAUACCGCGGUGCGCGAGGUUUUCGAGGAGACUGGGGUGCAGUCGGAAUUCAGGUCCCUCCUGAGCAUCCGGCAGCAGCACGGCAGUCCCGCGGCCUUCGGGAAGUCGGACAUGUACGUCGUCUGCCGCCUGCAGCCGCGCUCCUUCCACAUCACGUGCUGCCGGCACGAGUGCCUCCGGUGCGAGUGGAUGGACCUCGGCGACCUGGUCAGGGCUGAAAACGCCACCCCCGUCACCAGCAGGGUCGCCAGGCUGCUGCUGUACGGGCACAGGGAAGGGUUUGACAAAGUCGACCUGCCGGCCCAGGAGCUGCCGGCGGGGGCCGCAGGCCGGCCCUCCAAGCUCUACCUCCGGGCACUGCCCGCCAGGCCCGGGCCGGAGGAGCCGCCGCGGCGCGCUGCGCUCGGGGCUCCAGCUUCGGGGAGCUGCACGUGACUGGUUUGUCCAGAUUGUACAGUGGCCUGAACACGGGCCUGAUUAAAGGGCUGGUGUCGAUUUCCUUGUUGGAAAUUCAUGUGUAAGCACAUUUCAAAAUCUUUUCAAAUAAAACAAAUGUAAGGAAAACAUUAUAAUCUGAGUAAUCUUCACUGA
This is a messenger RNA of Sciurus carolinensis (gray squirrel), 1292 nucleotides long. RefSeq names its product nudix hydrolase 6 (gene Nudt6). Gene Ontology annotation, molecular function: ADP-ribose diphosphatase activity; NAD binding; NADH pyrophosphatase activity. The transcript has 5 exons. The record is from RefSeq and is a predicted model, not a curated record. Bases 180 to 1136 code for a protein of 318 amino acids. Lineage: Eukaryota; Metazoa; Chordata; Mammalia; Rodentia; Sciuridae.